GUUGUGAAGUCUGCCAUCUCCUGAUGCGAGCACAAGUCUGCAUAGCAUCGUCAACCAGGGAGACCUCCAGAAAGACUUCAUUACCAAGUAUUCAUCAAACUACCACUGCAUCAACUGAGAGCUCUGGCUCGACAUAAUCAACACGCAAAAUGCGCACCUCCCUCUUCCUCGCCGGCUUCCUAGCCACCCUAUCCGUCAUCGCCACCCCAUCCGUCAUCGCCACCCCAGUCACCCCUACCCCAACCGACCUCAACACCGUCGAAGCAGAGCACCUCAAACAAGAUCUCGAGGUCCCCGACCUCGGAAGCGGAGGGUCCUUAAUGGCAGAGCCCCACCUCACCACGGACGAGCACCCAUGGAUGAGGAGCAAGGAGGAGCCUCCCAAGAAACCAACCCGCUCCAGACCAAAGCCUAAGAAGAAGAAGAAGAAGGGGAAGAAGAUCAGACACACAUAUAAUAUCGUCUAUCCGGCGCCGGGCUGGCACUACCCAAUCCAUAACCCGCUCGCGCCACACGACCACAAGCCGCACAAGAAGAAGAAGAAGCCCAAGAAACCACCAGCGCCGCCGAAGCCGUGGCCGACGCAAUAUCCGAGUUUUGAAGAGUGGAUGAAUAAUCCCGAUGCGCCACCCCACUGAAAGAAGGCCGAGGGGAGAGAGAGAGACGGAUGCGGGGAGUCGAUGAUGAGUAGAUGUCAAAUGUGCUCACCGAGGACGUCAGGGGGUUUUAUCUCUCAGUAUUUGUGAUGAAGGACGGGUGAAGGUCAAUCAGUUCUCGAACGAGAAGGGAAUCAAGCAUGUACGCAGCUAGAAGCCAUCAUGUACUCAUAGAGCUUUUUAACCUACCACAUCGUCCAGUAAGAUAAUACCAGCCAGUCUGGCUACUCAGACAUGGCUAAAGGAGACGAUAUUGCGGUUCACCGGUGCCGAGACAUCGAAACUGGUUCGGCAUGAUCCAGACCAAGAGCUAUUGUCGACAGACUUGAGGGUAUUACCUUCAUACAUUGCUGAAAAACACAAAGAGGAAAAUUCCAAACCGACGACAUUCCGA
This is a messenger RNA of Colletotrichum phormii, 1050 nucleotides long. RefSeq lists its product as uncharacterized. Bases 150 to 638 code for a protein of 162 amino acids. The record is from RefSeq and is a predicted model, not a curated record. NCBI's taxonomy places the organism in Eukaryota, Fungi, Ascomycota, Sordariomycetes, Glomerellales, Glomerellaceae. The transcript has a single exon.